GCGCGGCAGCCGAAAGUCCCGCCCCCAGUUGGUCCCGGGCUCCUUUCCCGCCAUGGCGGAGCUGCUGGAGCUGCCGCGGACGCGGAUCGGAGCCGCGCAUGUGGCGCACUUCAUCGACCGGCCGGUGUGCUUCGUGGGGCGGCUGGAGAAGAUCCACCCCAGCGGGAAGUCUUUCAUCCUGUCCGACGGGGAAGGCAAGCAGGUCACCGUGGAGCUCUCGGAGCCUCUCGAAGAGGAGCUUUCCGGCGUCCUGGAAGUUGUCGGCAAAGUGACAGCCAAGGCCACCAUCUUGUGCGCGUCCUACAUGCUCUUCAGAGACCACAACAACAGCUUUGACCUCAGGCUCUACAACGACGCUCUCAAAAUCAUCCACGAGUUCCCGCAGUAUUACCCGUUUGGGGCCACGCAGCAGAACUGACGGCGCGGGAUCCGCUUCCGGCGGGGGGCGUCCCCCUCUGACCCGCGGCACCGGUGGUGACCCCGUGUCUGACUAGCUUAACUCUGGGCUCUCGGGCCUGCAAACGAUCCUUUUAUUAAUAAAAAAGAACAAUCAUGUGCUCUUGAA
Messenger RNA from Antechinus flavipes (yellow-footed antechinus), 565 nucleotides. RefSeq names its product replication protein A3 (gene RPA3). Gene Ontology annotation, biological process: double-strand break repair via homologous recombination; mismatch repair; base-excision repair. The record is from RefSeq and is a predicted model, not a curated record. Bases 53 to 418 code for a protein of 121 amino acids. Gene Ontology annotation, molecular function: single-stranded DNA binding; damaged DNA binding. NCBI's taxonomy places the organism in Eukaryota, Metazoa, Chordata, Mammalia, Dasyuromorphia, Dasyuridae. The transcript has 4 exons. Gene Ontology annotation, cellular component: nucleus; site of double-strand break; DNA replication factor A complex.